AUGUAACUAAAUUAGGAGAGAGAUGCAUAAUAUAUUUUGGUUUAUUAAUUAUUUGGAGAUUUAUAUGUUUUUCUUAAUGAUUAAUUGAAAUAAAAGAAAUUGGAUCUAUUAGAAAAGUUUUUUGCUUAUCUUCAAAAAAAUGACUAUAAAUUAAGUAGGAUUUAAGCAAGUGAAUUAUUUGAAACAAUUAAGAGGAAUUUUGAAUUACAAUUUUAUAAUAAAUAUACUCCUCAAAUUGUAGAAGAGAUUUAAAAUUAAUAAUGUGAUCUAGAAUAAUAGUUCUUAGAAUCAGACGAUAAAGAAUUUAUAAUAAAUUAUAUAAUAGAUUAAAAAAAUGUAAUAAACAAUCAUGUGGACAAAAAAUUAGAUGAGUUAACAAUAAGGUUGGAGGAGGAUUUUUAAUUUGAAUUAGCUGAGCAAUACUAAGAACUAAUUGAAAAAUUAAAGAAAAACGCUCAUUUGUUAAAAGAAUAUCUAGUGCCUAACCUAAAUGUUGAAGAAUACUUUGAGAACCCAUAACAAGAUUUAGAGAGAAAAUUGUUUGGAAUUGUAGUUUGUUUUCUUUAGGGAAGUAAUUCUAGAGACAUAAAUUUAAUAAAUAAAAAAUACAAAUUUAUAUUUUAUUAAGGUGAAAAAGUGAAAGUGGAAUUCCAUUUGAACAAUCUACAGAAUCCGGAAAUUAAAUUAUUAGAUGUUUUUGUUGAGGAGUUAAUUGAAAUUUUGAACCAAAAAAAAAAUAUAAAAAUAUAACUUAACUUUAAUCUAUUCAAAAUGUAAGAAUAAUUAUUCAAAAAAAAAAUAGAAAUGUAAGGAUGUCAAACUUCUUGUGGUUUUUGCAAUAGAAAAUGUGAUUUACAGUAGGAGCAUCAAUCAAAUCAUGAAUGCUAAAAUGGACAUUUUUUAAUAGUGAAUUUGGAGAAAUAAAAAUAAUAAUAUUCAUGUGAUGAUGAUUUUUUUUUUUUAAGGCGAGUUGAAAAUUUUGAAUGGGAUUUCGAUCCAAAAUAAAAUAUCGAUCAAAAAAAAUAAUUAAAAGACAAAUUAAUAAAAAUUUGGUAAGAAUAUGGUCAGGAUAUCUGUAAUAAAUUACAAAAAUCUUACUAAAACAUAUAAUAAUUGAAUCAUAAUAGAGUUCACUAUAUUUUCAUUUUGGAUAGUUCAGAGUCUAUGAAUAAGGAUUGGACUGAUAUUAAAAAAGGAGUUCGAGAGUUCAUAAAAAAAAUCAAGGAGAAAGAUUAGGUUGAAAAUAAAGAAUUUUGGAUAAGUCUCAUCCUUUUUAACAAAGAAUAGACUACACUUAUAAAUAGUAAAAGGGCUAGGGAUAUAAAAACAAAAUUUAAAAUGAACUUUUUAGGGGGAGGAACAAACUUUGGGAAACCAAUCAAGAAAGCCAUAAAUCUAGUUAAAAAAGACAAUACCUCUGAUCUAUUCUUAAUAUUAUUCUACACUGAUGGAAAAGCUGCUAUUCCAGAAUAAGAACUUAAAAAGAUGUAGAACCUAGAGGAAGAAAAAAGAAAAAAAAUACAUUUAAUAGCCUGUACGCAUGAUUCUAACACUUAAAAUAAAGUUCUUAAUAACAUGGUUAAAUAUUUUAGUGAUCAUAUCAAAUAAGCAGAAAUUUUUACUUUUUCUUCGGCAAAUGUUUUGAUUGGCUUUUGGUCUGUAGUUAUAAAUUUUAGAUUGAAUAGAUGA
This is a messenger RNA of Paramecium tetraurelia, 1689 nucleotides long. RefSeq lists its product as uncharacterized. The record is from RefSeq and is a predicted model, not a curated record. The transcript has 4 exons. NCBI's taxonomy places the organism in Eukaryota, Ciliophora, Oligohymenophorea, Peniculida, Parameciidae.